Messenger RNA from Arachis duranensis, 1731 nucleotides. RefSeq lists its product as uncharacterized. The record is from RefSeq and is a predicted model, not a curated record. Lineage: Eukaryota; Viridiplantae; Streptophyta; Magnoliopsida; Fabales; Fabaceae. Bases 244 to 1224 code for a protein of 326 amino acids. The transcript has 7 exons.
UGAAGCAUUUGGACUUUGGAGCGAUAACAGAUUAGGGGAGAGAGGGAGUCUGCUUUUAAAGGGGAGCCACAAAAAUAAUAAUGGGAAACGCAAACACAUGAAUCGAGCUAAGAAGAGUGAGGCACAGCAACAGCAAGAACCUUCCUUCAUCUUCAUCUACAUCUUCAUCCAUCCACACUCUUCUCUUCGCUUCUACAACUGCACCGUACAGUGUAGCCGGCAUAGCUAGCAAUAGCAUAUGCUAUGACGCGCACACUCUCAUUGCCAUGCCUCUCCUCUUCCAUUCUUCAUACUCGCAAACCCACCACCUCUUCCUCUUCCUUCAUCUUCACUCCCCACGGCCAUGGCCACCGCCGCUUCCACUUCCUCUCUCCAUGCUCUUCCCUCAAGCAGACCAAGAAGAAGCAGCAGGAGCAGCUCCGCAAGGUCACCACUGCUCCGUCCACCAUCAAGCGUCUUUUUAGCCCCAACGACGACGUCGAUGUCGAAGCCGAUAAGAACAACGAACCUGACUCCUCCUCCUCCACCUUGACCGGGACACUCCUCGCCGGUCUGUUGCUUGUCGGCGCCGUUGGCGGCUUUGCCUCUGUUGGCUAUUUCUACAAGGACCAAAUCAACUCAUUCCUCAGUCAGUUCUCCGUCUUCAUCGAAGGUUAUGGUCCAGCUGGAUAUGCAUUAUUUGUAGCAGUUUAUGCUGGAUUGGAGAUACUUGCAAUUCCUGCUAUUCCUUUAACAAUGUCAGCAGGACUUCUUUUUGGGUCUGUAAUUGGCACCAUUAUAGUCUCCAUUAGUGGAACGGUGGCAGCAAGUGUUGCUUUUUUAAUUGCACGAUAUUUUGCUCGUGAGCGGAUUUUGAAACUUGUAGAAGGAAACAAGAAGUUUCUUGCUAUUGACAAAGCAAUUGGAGAGAAUGGGUUCAGGGUUGUAACCCUCCUUCGUUUGAGCCCUCUGCUCCCAUUUUCUUUGGGGAAUUAUUUAUAUGGAUUAACAUCUGUCAAGUUUGUUCCAUAUGUAUUGGGAAGUUGGUUGGGGAUGCUUCCAGGAACAUGGGCUUACGUUAGUGCUGGUGCUUUUGGAAGAGCAAUAAUUCAAGAAGAAUCUGAUCUUAAUGUACUUGGAGGAAGCAAUCAGCUGCUGACGCUUGGGCUAGGACUAUUAGCCACUGGAUUAGCUGCUGCAUAUGUAACUCGACUUGCAAAGGAUGCUAUAAAGGAUAUUGAGUAGUCUUUAGAGAGUAGACAGAAGUCAGCAUUUGCCAAUGAAGACAAAGUCAACUCAGCAUUGGGAAACUGAUGUCUCAUAAAUAAAGUAUCAGUAACCAAAGAUAAAAAUAAAAGCGAAAAAAAAAAGAAAUAAGGAAAUUGAUGUACACAGCACGUCUUUGUAAAUUAAAAUAUUCUUGUCGAUGAAUUAAGGUUAAGGUAGGAAGGAAAAUCAUGUUUCCCUUUUGUACCCCUUACAUUGUUGGAAUAGUUUGCCUGCGUCAUCUAUAAUUCUACAACGCGCUGGCGGAAAGGGAAUAUACACAUAAAAAUAAGUCAGGUUGCUGAGAAGUGGUUAGGGCUCUCGAGAGACAAAGAAAACCUGAAAAACCCGGUGAGAAAGCUUCUUGUUAGUUGUUAGGUAGGUAGUAUGUACUGGUUUUGACUUGUUUCAUUUCUAGGUUUCAUUGAUAAUUAUAUGUAUAAAAAGAUUUUAUUUUUCAAGAACAUAAUAAACUUUUGUUUACUA